CUAUUAUUACACACGUAAGCGGCAUUAUUAUGAUUUGGCAAGGAUUUGAGACUUAAACUAUAAAUUAUCGACAAAAUAGAGACAGAAACUGCAUAAAUGAAGCGUACAAUAUAACUUGAGUCUUCUGUUCAUAGCAAAGCUUAUAACUGUUAAUCAACACGACGAUUAAGUUACAGCAUUAUUAAUGGAAGACAUUUUAAAACAGCUUUUGUCUGAUGUCUCUUCAACAAAGCACACCAACAUCAAGCAAGCAUGCAGAACAGCAUUAGACAUUCUUAGCAACAAGAAUGAAGUUUCAAAGACUCCUGCUCAUUUAUUGAGGGAAAAAUGUCUAGAACCUUUCCAGUUAGCAAUUGAAUCCAAAUCUAAGAAAUUAGGCACACAUUCUUUACAUGGCAUUCAGAAAAUGUUGGAAGAUGAACGUUUUUGCUCUAGCAUUGAAACUGAAAGUGAAGAAUACUGGAUGCCAAUACAAGUUUUAAAUGCAGUAUUUUGUACACCAACAUUAUCCGAAGAAGUACAAGUAGAAGUUGUAAAGGUACUGUUGAACAUGACAUUUUCUGUCUCAUGGUGUAUGACAGGUGGAGUUAUAACUAGAGUUGCUCAGGUGUAUAUAGAUACAUUCAUGACCAGCUCUCAUAGUGUGAAGGGGGCUGUAGUAGCUGCCCUUACACAAGUGUUGGGUAGUUAUACUGACAAGUUUACACCAGUCAAGGGGGGAGAAGAAAUAAGUAAUGUGAUGGAUGAUUUUAACAGUAAAGCAAAUACUUUAUCAGAAGCCAGCUAUAAAGAAAUAGUAGCCGUUCUUAGAUUUUUUACAUCAAAGCUUGAACAAGCAUCAACUACAACAACACAGAUCAGAAACUCCGCUCCAUUGUUACUGGAGGGAAUAUAUACCAUACUAACAAAGAUACCACAUGAUAUCAGAUGUUACCAACCUUUCCAGGAAAUAUUAUGGAAAAGUCUUUGUCCUUCCUUAAUAUGUUUACUUGGAAACCCUAAAAUGGAAAAGAGUGCCCCAUCUCCUAAAAGUACAUCUGUUGAGGAUAUAGGAAGAGGAUCAGGCUGUUCAUCAUCAGCUCCUAGCCUACAAUUAUCUACAGCUAAAACAAUAUACAGCAUUGCUUUAUCAUUGGUGGAUUUAAUGGGAAGAACUGAGUCUAUGAGACCAGUUUUAGAGUCUGUGUUCCAUAGGAUGAUGUUGUACCCACCACCACAACAUCGGCUGGAUGCCCUAAAAGCUGUUAGAGAAACACUGAAAAGUCCCGGAGGUAUUUUUGGUCUUGCAUUACCUACAGAGGAUGUAAAUAAGAAAUCUAUCACCAAAAACCCAUUUACAGAUGUAUCUUUGAUUAAAUUAAUUGUAGACUCUAUACAGGAAAGUUGCCAUUGUAAUGAUACACAGGUGUGUAUUACAAGUGUAGCCUGUAUCAAUGAUAUGUUGGGAUCUCUAGAACAGAUCAGCCGUGGUGUUGGUGUCACAGACUCAAUAAGCCAGUGUAUUAACCAGCUAAAAGUCCUAUUAGGUACAGAAAGUAAUGGAACUACAAUGCACAGAGGUUCAGUGUCAGAGGAAAAUAUAGAGAGUCAAGACAUGUCAAUCGCUAUUGAUCCAGGGGAGUAUAGGAGAAAUUCACACAGCCCUCAACGUAGACAGACAGUUGAACAACAGAUUAUCCUACAGGAGGAGGUAGAGAGGAGAUACACUAAGUUUGGUAACCAGUAUGAAGUAACAGAACGACAGAAUGCUGGCGUUUACAUUGAUGCAUUAUGUAAAUUGUUACCAGAAUUGAUGGAGAUGUACUCAGAACAAGAUGUAGACGAAGCUUUACAGAAAUUCUCAUCCAAAUUUUGUUCUGAAAUAUUGAAAAACCAAACAGAAUUUGAUAGCGAAAUAGGUCACAUGACAGUAUUGAAUGCAGAUAGUGUUUAUGUAAUCACCAUGACAACAUUAUUGCUGAACAUGAAGUUAUCAACAGAGGGAUACUAUGAUAGUGAAAACAAAGAUAAAAUUAGCAUAACAGAGAAAGACUAUUUAGAUGACAUUUUUGGUUGUGGUUUGAUGCUGUUUGUUUCUCCAGCUUGGCUGAGUGAGGUUUAUAGCCAAACAAUAUCAAAUGAUUUUCUGAAGCAGUGUGGAUGUUUCAGCAAACUAGAAUCUCCUUUACUAUCUAUUAUAAAAGAUAUAGAUGGCCUUGGGAAUCAUGACAAAGGAGGACAACUCUUGACAAAGGUGCAGAAAUAUGAUAUGACAACUGAACCCUCAUCAGAAAAUAUAAAGCAUGUGGAAAUGGGGAGAAGAUUUUGUAGGCGAAUUUUGUCCAGAUGUUGGGAUAGUAUCUUGGAUGUUUUGUCAGUUCUUUUGAAUGGAAAGAAUUCCUGUGGCAUCACAAGCAGUAUAGCAUUAAUGCUAGGUACUGAGGGAGCUAAGGAAGAGAGCAUUAGAGCCAGAGAAGCUAUUUGUAUGAGUUUAGAAGGUUUACAGAAGGCAGCCAGGCUUUGUUGCCUAUUAGGAAUGCCACAGAGAUGUGGAAAUGUGUUCUCCCACUUGGCCACAACAUCUUGUGUGAUGUUACAUACUCCUAAGAGUCCAAUCCUGGAGAGAAAACUACCAACAUCAGUCAACAGUAAAGUAAAGCCAGUUAAACUUCAUGCAUCACAUGUACUCAGUAUGGAUGUAUUGAUGACAACAGGACUAGAGAUGGGAGGUCACUCCGCUGAUUGUUGGAAACACUUAUUUAGGUGUACAGCAUUUAUAUCAGAAUUAGAACACACUUAUUUCAGUCAGGGAAACAACCAAUCAAAUCUGCCAAAAUUACAACAGGGACAACCUAAUAUGGACACAGUUAAUGAUGAUGAUGAGUUUUAUGGUAUGCCAGUUACAGCAGCAACACCUGUAGCUCCUAGAAUUAAUAUUCCUGAGUUAAUAAAUCAGAGUAAAAUAGAGUCUGCUUGGGAGAGGUCACUUACUGGAGGGGGAAUGUUAAAUGCUGUUCAGGCUUCACAAGCAUUAUGUGGACUUUCUCAGCAAGUUGACAGGUUGUUUGAAGAAGCAGCAGAGAAGUUAAAUAUGUCUGCAUUGUUGGAGUUCUUAACAAAGCUUUGUGAAUCAAGUCAAGACCAGCUUCAUCAAAUGCUAAUGGAUGAGGAGGAUAAUGAAGAAUCAGUGGAACAGCCACAAUUACCCCAGAAUGCAUUGCAUUUGUAUAGACUACAGGAAGUUUUGAUGAAGAUAGUAAACAGCAACCGUCCUUUACUACAUCAGAUGAGAGUUUGGAGUGUAGUUUCAGCAUUUCUAGUUGAGGCUGCUGGACACAGAGUGAGAAAUGUAUCAAAAAUGGCAGUGACAUGUGUUCAUGACUUCAUACAGGCUAUGAUCAGUAAUCACCAAGAACUACCACACUUCCACAUCAAUGAAUUUCUAUGUAAAACUUUUGAGAACAUGUUAUGUCUGGAACUGUGUGAUGGAGAUGUUCAAGACCAGGUUGUAUGUUCUGUCUGUGAGUUGGUAGAAGCCUGUACUGCAGACUUAAAGUCUGGCUGGAGACCAUUAUUUGGUGCUUUGAGAGCUGUUAAGAUAGAACAUAGUCCUGAUGAAGAAAUCAAUGAAGUACGACAGAGACAUGUAGCUGCUGUAUUAGAUGUGUUUGAGGUUUUCCUCAACACUGACAAUAUAUUUGUGUUUGCCAAUGCUACUGUAGACUGUAUACUCUGCCUAUUGAAGUAUGUCAGAGGACCAGGUGACUAUGACAACGAUGAUUCGGAUGAUGACAGUGAUUCAGGAAGUGACUUCACUAUGAUAACUCAAGGUGAAAGUUUGUGUAUACCAGCUCUGGGUUACCUUAAGAAAUGUAAUAAUAUACUGCAAACAAUGUGGAAGAUGCCUGCAUGUCCUGUCUUUAAUGGUGCACAUAGAAUUAACUCACAUACCUCAAAUCAGUUUGUUGAUCCAGUACUGCCAAAUAUUGAUAUAGAGGACUUCAAAAGACAGUUUUCCCAGAAUUCCCAGUUAACAAAGGAAGAUAACUUUUGUGUCAACAAUAAGGACCUACAGAAACUUCAAGAAGAUGAGGAAAAGGAUUGCACUAGUCUGGAUUCUGUUGAUUCAGGAAUUACAUUAAAUAUUGAUAAUCAGAAAAAUGAAUCUGAGAGCAUAAUUGAAAAUGAUGCAAGUAACAUUGUUAACAAACAGAAUACUCUUGAUGCAGUGACAACAGAUAAUAACCAGACAAAUAGCCCAGUGAAUACAAACCCAGCAGCCAACCAAGGCCUUACUAAAGUCUUCACCAGACAACAACAGUCUCCAGUAAAUGUGCAGAAAUCUAAGAAAGACAGUAGAAACAGUGAGAUACGAGUUGGUGAAUCUCUUGAAUCACUAGAUAAUGAGUCUGGUAUAUUACAUGUAUGGUUUCUGAUGAUUGAUGGAUUAGCUGGAUCAGUAGCCUGUUGUCCAAAGACGUAUCAGCCAGAGACAUUAGAUAUGUUGUUUGAUUUAUUGAGAUCAUUACAUGAUAUCCCAGGUCCUUUCUUUGCUUACUACUGUGUAAACCAUCUUUUGUUACCCAUGCUUCAGACCUGGUUAAGAUGUGGAGUACGGAAGGCAGGAUACUGGGAAGCAGGAGCAACUAAUUUUAAACAAUGUUGUGGUUUGACUGCUGAUUUGAUAGUAGAUUUUGUAAUAACUACAAAAGAUAAGGAUGAAACCAGUGUGUGUUUACGAGAGUUGAUGCUGAAACAAUUGUUAGAUAUACUAACAGAAUGUGUAGCACAGCCAGUCGAGAUAAUCUCCAGACUAGGGUGUUCUUGUAUAAGACAUGUAUUUUUGAGUGCUGGUGAAUCCUUCACAGAGGAGAUGUGGCAGAUAAGUGCUAUAGCUAUGGAAAAAGCUCUUGAUGUCACAACGUAUUACCUACAGGAACUCAUGUUUCUUUUCAAUGUCAACUCAGAGAAUUUCUAUGGUGACCUUGGUCAAGUUAAGGUUGCAAUGAGAAAGGACAGUACACCAACUGAAUGUGACAGACUAAGACAUCUAGCUCAGCAGGUAUUUUUAUUGGACACCCAGAUAAAGAGAGAUGUUGAUUCUGAAUCAGAAAGUGAAGCAGACAAAUCCUUUGUAUUCUUGUUGUAUAAACCUGGAGAUGAAAACAGUCUCAAUCCUGAUGACAUUGUUACCAGGAUUCCGUUCAGGAAUAUUGUUAUAGGAUUGCUGUCGAAUCAGCUACUGUUACAGACGGUUGGAAGCAUUUUACUUUGUGCAGAGAACACAUCUGGACGCAAGGCUAAUGAGAGUAAUAAAGGUCUGCUUCCUAGUCUAUCCAUACGUAAUAUUAUCAAAUUUCUGCAGUGUUUAAGACAGUCAUAUAAGCUUGCUGCAGAAUUUGAUUCUCGUCCUGGUCUUAAGUUUCUGAUACAGAAAGUAGCUCGGACAGAAGUGGCAGUUAAUUUAUACAAGCAGGCAGGGGCAUCAAUGAUCUUCUAUCUACACACGUUACUACAGAUUUGUAUUACUAUACCUGAUCUGAGUAGUAACCACAUUAAAUGUAUCACUGGUGCUGAACAGGUGGUUAAGGAUGUUAAUCAAUUAGAAUCAGAAUACUUGACAAAUCAAAGCAAGAUGGAGUCAUGUCCAACAUUAUUUCUGCAAUUACUGAGGAGCGUCUGUGAUGAACUUUGUCACACCUACGUAGAUAUUCUGUCAGAUGAGACGUCUGUUCGUGUAGACCAAAUGUCAGAACAACAAGUUUUUUUCAUCAUAGCACAACCUGAUGACUUCUCAACAAAUUUUGUAAAGAACAAAAAGAAGUCCCGGUCAGAAUCUGAGACAUCACAAGAUUGUAUAGUGACCACUAAAGAUGUGACAUUACAAGAGAUCUGUGAGACUACAGAUGUUUUCUCUGAAAAGAUGAAAGAUGACAGCUCUGACACUAUGUCUGUUAUGUCUAAAAAUCCUACAAAGAGUAAACGAGAAUUGAGAGAAGAACAUGAAAGUAAAGUCUACACACUAGCUACUGAUACACUCAUCAAAUCACUGAUGACAGAGUAUAAAAAACGUAAACAACAUCACGCCAUGCCAGCAUUUAUCAAAAUAUCCAAGGAGAAGAAGCCAAAACCAAUCAUAAAAAGGACAGAAAGUGUGGAUGAGUCAAUUGCUAAGCAGAGGAAAUCAUCUAUAAUGAAGGACAGUGAAGCUAGAAUUCAGUCUUGGACGGAGUUACUUUGUACUACUUUAGGACUGUUCCAGCAGCAACCAGAUGGCAAAUUCAGACUUCUUCAACCUGCUAUAUUUUACUGUGUAAAUCAGUUAGUAUGCCAUGCAGAAGACAGACGUCUACGUGAAGCAUUAGGACAAUGGGUGCAUCGUAUUGGUGUAAUGAUUGACUGUAUCACAUGAAAUAAAUAGUCCUUUAGUUUCAAUACCAUGCAGAAAAUUGGUCAUUGUUAGCAAUGCUGUUAAAGUCUGUAUCAAAUUUUGAGAUUUAUCUUUAUUUUGCAUGUAUAAGAUUUAUUUUCUUAAGAAAAUGUGCUGCUCUAUAUUCCAUAAAAUGAUUUCUAUAUAACAUAAGGCAUGAUUUAGAGUAUUUUCUACCAUUUCUUUUACAGGAGUAAGUUAAGCUUCUUCUGGCCUUUAACAGGUGAUUAUAAGAAGUGUGUUUCAAGGUGUUUUGAUUUUUGAAUGAAUUACUGUUGUCGUGUCAUUUCAACAGAUGUUACUUCAUGUCUUCUCUGAUAAUUUUUCAAAGGAGAUGAUAAAAUUGGGUUUAAAUUAGCCAUGAAAGUAAGAAAAAAAUAUUUUCUUCUCUGAAUUUCAGAAUUAAAUGUUGAGUCUUUGCAAUUCUAGAUGAUACUGCAUUUAUUUAAUAAAAGCUUUUAUUGGGUCAUUUAGACAUGAGAUGACAUUUGGAUAAGUUAAAUGGUCACUGUACAAGCAAGACUCUCAUGCAUAGUCAAGGUUGUUAAAAAUCACCCUCAUCAUCAAAUCAAACUGUUUUACCCAAUCAUGAUGAGAAGUACAUACAUGGAUUAGAAAAUCCCUUGACCAAAAAAGAUAGGAAUGAUAAUUUGGGUAAACAGCAACUGGAAAAAAAAAUCAAUAUUAAUUUAGCUAAAAUAUUACAACAAUCUGCCUGAUGAAAUAUUUACAUUUUCUUGAACCUUAAAUUCUGAAAAAUAUAUAAUAGUAUGAAUUUUAUUUCUGAGCAUUUGCAUGACCUAUUAUUGCAAACCCUAUGAAGUUACAAAAGUUUAAAUGGACAGGUCACUUGCAGGUGAAUCUAUGGAAAACUAUCAUAGGGUUCACAAUAAAACUAAACAUUAUAUUCUCUGUAUAGGUUAACUGAAAAAUCCUCAACUGGACAAGUAUAAAUACUUAUUAUUUCAAGAAUGAUUUUAGGCUUAACAUAAUUGUUUGGUGGAAGUAGGUUCUAUUUUCAUUAAUGAAUCUCGAGUUAAUUAGGUUUUAGAUAAUAUGAAAAAAUUGCACAGCAUUAGAUACUACAUGUACUAGUGCUGUAUAGUGGUUAAUCUUACUUCAUAGGGGUAUAGAGCAAUACGUGUUCAUUAGUAAAUUUAGACAUUGCUCAAAUUAGGUAAAUAUACAACUCAAAUUUGAUCUUCAUUUAAUGCUUUAGCAAAUUAGCAUAUUAGCAAAUUGCAAUUUUUUUGGAAGACUCUUGAUUGCAGAAGCCAAAAGAAAAACAUAUUUGUGUAUAUGGUUUCCUUAUGAAAGGUUGGUGAAAUUAUAAAUUUGUCUGUGUUUGUACCAUACUGUUAUAUAUGAUAAGAUCCAUGAAUUCCAGUAAGAAAUUAUUUGUUAUUUAUUAUUGAAAUUAUUAAAACACUUGUUGAUUAUAUCAUUCCUUAUAUGUUAUAUUUAUUUAUUUAUUGUUAUAAAAUGUAUAAAUAUGUUGUUCUUAUAGCUUAAAAGUUGUGCAAUAGUAUUAAUUCCAAAUAUUUAGUGGGUAAUCUCUUUACAGAUCUUUAUUU
Messenger RNA from Mytilus trossulus (common blue mussel), 7983 nucleotides. Its product is annotated as brefeldin A-inhibited guanine nucleotide-exchange protein 3-like. Gene Ontology annotation, biological process: regulation of ARF protein signal transduction. Lineage: Eukaryota; Metazoa; Mollusca; Bivalvia; Mytilida; Mytilidae. Gene Ontology annotation, molecular function: guanyl-nucleotide exchange factor activity. The transcript has 34 exons. The record is from RefSeq and is a predicted model, not a curated record. The coding region runs from base 185 to 6391 and encodes 2068 amino acids.